GCCGCCUGCUCGGGCGGGCGCCGUUGGUGAGCCACGCAAAGCUCGCCGCCCUGCGCCGCCGUUGCACACGCACUACUACUGCUCAUCACAGCUACAAAUAGCACCGCAUGCACCUGGCAGCGUACAUCCAGCAAGCCACCGUACCACCAGGCCAGGCCAGCAGCAGAAGAGCAGGAAGCCCCAGAAAGUUAGCUAGCUAGCAAUGGCGUCGGCAGCAGGCAUGUCCCUCCUCGCCGCGUGCCUCCUCGUGGUGGCGCUCGGCGUGGCGAAGGCGCAGGGCGGCGGCGGCGUGGGGCAGUGCGUGCCGCAGCUGAACCGGCUCCUGGCGUGCCGCGCGUACCUGGUGCCGGGGGCGCCGGACCCCAGCGCCGACUGCUGCGGCGCGCUGAGCGCCGUGUCGCACGAGUGCGCCUGCAGCACCAUGGGCAUCAUCAGCAGCCUGCCCGGACGAUGCAGCCUCGCCCCUGUCAACUGCUCUGCCUGAUGAGGCAAUGGAGCUUGCUAACCACGGAUGCUGCAAGGCAAUUAGGAAGAGAGAAUAAAGACGUGCGGCUCCACCGCGCGGGAGGAAUCGAGCCUCACCGGCCGGCGUCGCCGCCUGACACGUCCAACGUCCUUGUCUUUGUUUUCGUUUCAUGUUCAGAAGACUGCCUUGCUACCUCUGUUUCAGUAGAAAAUAAGUGAAACCAUGCAGGAUCACAUGUUCGAUUGCUAUUGAUACGCUUGGCAUAUGCAACUUUUCUUUGA
Messenger RNA from Panicum virgatum (switchgrass), 747 nucleotides. RefSeq names its product non-specific lipid-transfer protein C4-like. Lineage: Eukaryota; Viridiplantae; Streptophyta; Magnoliopsida; Poales; Poaceae. The transcript is spliced from 2 exons. The record is from RefSeq and is a predicted model, not a curated record. Bases 203 to 484 code for a protein of 93 amino acids.